GAAAGUCGGGGGAGGGGGGGGUUAUGGGAAGCGAAAAUAUCAGUACCAGAGUUCCAUUCGACCCGAACACCUCGCAUACUGACAACAAUUACCCACACAGAAACGAGCAAUCCCACCUAUUACUGUUUAACAUUCAUUUAUUCAAGCUGCCCACAAGUCUCGCGGUGUUACCAUUCAGACAUCUUGCAUUUGAUUAAGUCGAGUCUCACAGCUUUUUGUCAUUAUACUCUCAUUGAUCCCGUCUAUAUACAAACACAAAACACACGGAGGCUAGUCUCUGAAAGUCAUAUUGCUUCUCGUCGGCUGCAACGGAUGUAAGGUUGGAGGCUGGACCGAGCUUCAUGUGCUAUUUCCGCGGAGUGUAGACGGUUUCUCGCGGGGCUCUCUCGCUGUAUUGUGCGUCAUCUCCAUCACUGCCGCCUUUCUAUUUUCUCCGCUGAGGGAACAUGGCAACUCCCGCUGCAGUCAACCCGUCCGAAAUGGGCGGUGAGUUGCCAGGGACAGUAGCCAUGGCUGGAGCAGUUGGAUCCAGCCAGGUGAGGAUGGGGGGAACUGUAUCAGGCCGGGGCGGCAAGAGAAGAUCAGGAGGAAUGGACUUUGAUGAUGAGGAUGGAGAAGGACCCAGCAAAUUUUCAAGAGAGAAUCACAGUGAGAUUGAGCGACGUCGGCGCAAUAAAAUGACCCAGUACAUCACCGAGCUGUCAGACAUGGUCCCUACUUGUAGUGCCCUGGCACGAAAACCUGAUAAACUGACUAUCCUGCGCAUGGCUGUCUCCCAUAUGAAAUCUAUGAGGGGAACUGGCAACACGUCGACUGAUGGGGCCUAUAAGCCCUCAUUUCUUACUGAGCAGGAGCUGAAGCACCUGAUACUGGAGGCAGCAGAUGGCUUCUUGUUUGUGGUCGCUGCAGAGACUGGCCGGGUCAUCUAUGUGUCGGACUCUGUGACACCGGUGCUGAACCACCCUCAGUCUGAGUGGUUCGGCAGCACCCUGUAUGAGCAGGUUCACCCUGAUGAUGUGGACAAACUGAGAGAGCAGCUCAGUACCUCAGAAAACUCAAUGACGGGAAGAAUUCUGGACUUGAAAACGGGAACAGUGAAGAAGGAGGGACAGCAGUCCUCCAUGAGGAUGUGCAUGGGCUCCAGGCGCUCCUUCAUCUGCCGCAUGAGAUGUGGAAGUGCGCCUCUAGAUCACAUCUCACUUAACCGUCUGUCCAACAUGAGGAAGAGAUACAGAAAUGGCCUGGGACCAUCUAAAGAGGGAGAGGCUCAGUACUCUGUGGUGCAUUGCACUGGAUACAUCAAAGCCUGGCCCCCUGCUGGAAUGACUAUACCAGAAGAAGACACAGAGGCAGGCCAGACAGGAAAGUACUGCCUGGUGGCAAUUGGGAGACUGCAGGUAACCAGUUCUCCAGUCUCCAUGGACAUGAAUGGGCUGUCGGUGCCCACAGAGUUCCUAUCACGUCACAACUCAGAUGGUGUCAUCACCUUUGUGGACCCACGCUGCAUCAACGUCAUUGGUUACCAGCCUCAGGAUUUGUUAGGGAAAGACAUUCUGGAUUUCUGCCAUCCUGAAGACCAGAAUCACUUGAGAGAAAGUUUUCAGCAGGUGGUGAAGCUCAAGGGUCAGGUCCUUUCUGUGAUGUAUCGCUUCCGGAUAAAGAACAGGGAGUGGAUGCUGAUCCGAACAAGCAGCUUCACCUUCCAGAACCCAUACUCCGACGAGAUUGAGUACAUCAUCUGCACCAACACCAACGUCAAGCAGUUACAACAACAGCAGGCAGAGCUUGAGGUUCACCAGAGAGAUGGUCUGACAGCCUACGAUCUUUCCUCAGUACCUGUGGCGAGUGUCAGCAGUGGAGUGCAUGAGGCAGGGAAGGCCAUCGACAAGACCGAGGCUUUGUUCUCCCAGGAAAGAGACCCACGCUUUGCGGACAUGUACACCGGCAUCUCUGGCUCGGGGGAUAAAAAGAUGAUGGUUCCCUCUUCCACUGCAGGAGCACAGCCGCUCUACUCGCAGAACUCUCCCUUCCAACAGGGGCACUCUGGAAAAACUUUCAGUUCCUCUGUGGUCCAUGUUCCAGGGGUGAGUGACAUCCAGCCCUCGGGCUCAUCCAAUCAGAACCUAGCUCAAAUCUCCAGACAGAUCAACCAAGGCCAGGUGGCAUGGUCUGGCAGCCGCCCACCCUUCUCCGGACAGUCCAAUAAAGCUCAGUCCAGUCCAUUUGGGAUUGGCUCUGGCCACAGCUAUCAGACUGACCCAGCCUCCUACAGCCCACUGUCGUCCCCAGCGACCUCCUCCCCUAGUGGGAAUGCCUAUUCAGGCCUGACCAGCCGCAGCACAGCUUUUGAUGUUCCAGGGGAAAGUGGUCAAAGUGGAGCCCAGUUCCAGGGUCGUCCCAGUGAGGUCUGGUCUCAGUGGCAGAACCAGCAUCACUCCCAGCAGGCUGGGGAGCAGCACACACACACCAACCCCAGUCAGACAGAAGUCUUCCAGGACAUGUUACCCAUGGCUGGAGAUCCCACCCAGGGAACGGCUAACUAUAACAUCGAGGACUUUGCUGACCUCGGCAUGUUCCCAAACUUCUCUGAGUAGCUCCAGCCUCUCUGCAGCACUCCUCCUCUCAAAGCUGGACUUGUGUGCUUCGUUUUUGUGUCGCUGGUCCACCAGCACGCAGCCAUAAGGAGUAUCAUCACCCACAUCCUGCCACAGUGUUGGCCUGCUACCAUACACAUACCUCAUCAGUCAGCCCUGUUUGUUGUCACGGCGACGGAGACAAUCGUUGUCAGUCUUGCUGUCUGACAUCGCAUCCUGUCAGAUCAGAGACAUUGUGUCCUCAGUUAACUAAAGGGUGCUCUGCUGUCAACAGCUAUGGCUCCCGCUCAGUCCAGCAGUGACACAUUGUCCUCAGCUCUUACUAAAUGUAAAAGUGCUACAGACAGGGUGCCGAUGCUUUGAGAUUUUAGUUUCUUUUCAGCUUCAAGCUCUGUGUGGAUCACAUGACCUACAGUAAUGUUUAACGUCUGUGUGCCAUAUCUGUUAUCUUUGACCUCUUCCUUUAGACUUUCUUUCCUGUCCCCACACCUUCAAGAUUGGUUAGUGUGUUUUACACAAUAUGACAGACACCAGGCUGCUCCCUCUCUGAUGGCUGACUGUCUUUUCGAUUGACUCAUCCUGUCCCACAAUUCACACUGAUAUAUGUGAAGGUCCAAAGAGCUGGUUCUGUUGGACCAAACUAUUCAGUAAGGGUGAUAUAGAUCUUCCAGAGCCAGGAUCCCUGCCAUGCAUCUUAGUUUGGAAUCAAACUGAAACCCUUUUAGUGGAAUUUGGGAGUUUCUCCAGAUUGAUAGAUUCUGCACAACCUGUUUUUUUUCUUAAUGUCUUAAGUGAUACUUCACAUUUAGCAACGAUUAAAUCACUGCCUCUGAACACUAAGACAGAUUUGACUUUUAAAGCAUAUUUCUUUAAUGGGAAGGAUCGGGAAGAGCUCGGUAUAUGUUUUUUUUAGCUAUAUCAUCUCACAGUACGUGCUGCUUUCUUUCAUCAGCUCUCGGCAGCAUUCCCUUCCCACUGGAAGGAGUCAGAAGGAGCUUGUAACAGUAGCUCUGUGAACUCCAUCAUGUUGGCAUUCAGCCAUCCCUGAGGGUGCACAAAACGAUGUGCUUCAUCAACCUGUUCCCACCAACAUGUAUACAGGUGUGUGUAUGUGUUUGCUGCAGCACUGUGUACACCAUCUCCCCCUCUGUAAAGAGCAGCAGAAGAAGGUCUGUUGCCAUCGUCGUGCUCUCAUUAACCUUGUUGUGUCUCAUGAAUGUAGUGAUGUCCUGAGCUGUAAAAAGAAUAGGUCUCUGUACAUAAAACAAAAAAGAAAGCUGAGCUAAAAGUGCACUUCAUAAAGCUAAGCGCUAAUCACAGCAGCCUGCUUUCAAAUGGAAAAGAUGCAGCAGUAUUCAAUAGUAUAGACUGUUUGCUGUCUCCAGCUCUCACCACUUGACUCUCUUCUUUUCUAAUAUUUUGAACAAUGAGAAGGCUGAAAAAUUAUUUCAUGUGGGGCUUUUACAUCAUGGAUUGUAUGACUUGUAUGGCAAAUGAGAAAACCCUCAAAUAUCACAGUCCUUUUGCUAAAGAUCUCAAAUUGGUGUAUUUGUUUUUUGUAAAUAAUGUGAUUUUUAUGUCGACUAGUGUUACUUUCACACAGUACAUUUUUGUGUAGGUCCUAAUGAUAUUGUGUGCACUGUGAGUAUGUAUUUAACUAUUGGUAUUUAGUUAGCUGAUUCAUGUACACUGAGUUGUAGACCUGUAUAAACUGUGCAAAUGUGACUCAUUCUUUUGUGUAACAAACUGUCCGUGGCAAUAAAUUCCUCCUAGCUUUGGGGUGUCCAUUCAAA
Molecule: messenger RNA, 4387 nt
Organism: Menidia menidia (Atlantic silverside)
Lineage: Eukaryota; Metazoa; Chordata; Actinopteri; Atheriniformes; Atherinopsidae
Source: the annotation of a GenBank genome assembly